CUUGACCCAAAUACACCCGUUUGUGUCCACCGUGUGCGGCUGUUGUCUGCGUCCGAGGACGGCGACACCUGAUCGUCUGCCUGUCCCAUUUACGUAUUCCGUUUAAUUAAUGUACGAUAUUAUUACCUCUCUCUGUGAUAACAACGAAAUAAGUGAUAACGUGUAAACUGUCAGAUUCGUUGAUGGCGCAUCACAAGUCUUGGGAGCCUUUUGAUGAUUUCGUCCCAUCGCCAUCCAGUCGUUUCAGCCUUUUGAUGAUUUCGUCCCAUCGCCAUCCAGUCGUUUCAAACGUACACUAGUCUACUCGGGUUGUACGACAUCCUUUCCAACAGUCGUCUUCACAGACACCGAAAGUCCGCAAUAGUUACCAGUUUUACAAUUUUCUGAAAUAUUUCCUGUUUCAGUUUGGAAUAAAACAAAAUUUACAAUGCUUUGAGAGCAAAAUGGACAUUAGAGACCAUAAACUAGUUUAGAAUUAAAGACUAAACUGCAAACUUAUUUUCCUUCGGUGUAGCUGUUGAAUGUUUCUCAACUUAAUGGAACUAAGAAGUGUGAAAUAUUUUUAUCCCAUCGUUUUAUACGUAAAUGGAUGACUCGGAAGUCUAAAAAGUAGCAAAUUAACUUAUAGUGAAAUGGAUAAUACAAACAACUGUUUUGUAAAUGAUUCAUCUGUAUUUCCUCACCUGGAAAUAGACCAAGAACAUGAAUGUCUUAAACAGUUUCUCUUGGAUCAAGACAAGUCGGCAUCUCAUCCGCCUCUGCACGCGCCGAGAUACGACUCAUUGUCCUACAACAUGUUACACCCUAACAACAAUAUGAUGCAAGAUUCGUUUCGAAACCGUCUAGAAUCGAGUCAAGUGCACGGUCAGAAUUAUAAUAAAGACAACUCAAACUUCAUGGGAGAUACGUACGGCGGAUAUACCGUGUUAACACCUAACCCGUCGCCGAUGGCUUUCAAUUACGCUCCUCAGUCGGUAGGCUCAACUUUUAUUCCGAUGGACACGUCUAGUUCAUCGUCUCUUCAACUACCCGGAUUCGACCCGUGUCCCAUGUCGAAUCAAGUAGAAAAUACCUUUAUGUCGACAGCUACUACGGGACCUUCUACCAUGUCCGAUUUCACUAAUCGGCAAGUAAGAAACGAUCAGUAUUCUCCGGGUAUUUCGCCGACCAUUGCCAGUUUCCCUACUCCCGUUAGCGUUUCUGACAGCCCCAGUGCCGGUGUAUUAGCCGCAUCACCCAUGUGUAACGGUGAAAGCUCUAGUUUAAGCGACAGUGUUAUCAGUCCCGCUACCACCCAACGGACCGGUAGUGAACGGUCGAUAGAAACAAACCCGCGGUCAAUCGAAAGCAUGUCUAGCGAUCUGUGUUCGCCACGAGUUGAUUUAGAAUCGUUAAUAAUCCAGGCUCAAGUUGUUCCGGGCGUUUCUAAUGGGGAAGCGCCUAAGGCUUCAAUUACUCCGCCUGUAGUUGUACCCAAGUCCUCGCCAAACAUUCUAAACGGCGUGACCCUCACCAAAUCUGGGAAACCUCGCAAAAGACGUUCGGCCCCUAAGGAAAAAGUAGUGAAGCCCAAAAAGCAGCCUGCCGGUACAAUUUACCAGAGCGAGUUAGGGGCGGUCGAAAACGGUGGUAUCAAGUUGAAAAUAUCGCUCACCUCGAUGCCGCAGAAGAAAAAACGAAAAAGCAGGAAAAGAUCUGACGAUAUCAAAAAAACACCCGACGGCAGUAAAUUGAUACCUUAUGUUGAGCCGGCUGAACAAAGUCCGUGGGGUGAUCAGAUACCGACCGACUUGCUGUUCAAAGUGUUCCAAAUAGUUACUGUUACCGAAGGAUGUAUUCCGUUUCUUGCCAGGGUAUCACAAGUGUGUCGACAUUGGCGGUCCGUAGCUUCCGAUCCAUACCUUUGGACUAAUAUCGAUCUAGCAGGACGUUGGAUUUCAAAAAAUCCUAUUAGAAACGACAUAAACUUUAGAUGGUUAUGUGAAAAUCGACUUUCCAGUGUACAGGAAUUAAAUUUAGGUGGUUGGCAGUUUACCGGUAUUCCAGCUAUUCUGGAUAAAAUUAGUGUCUCAUGUUUAAACCUUAAAGGUCUGAGUUUAACGGGUUGGGAAGGUUUGACGUUUGAAAAUGUUCGUUUUCUCGUCACCAACUUUCACAAUCUAGAACGGAUAGAUUUAUCAGGAAUAAAUGCUCAACACAGCAGUGGUAGAAGUGGAGUUUCUUUAAGCUCCAUAUUGUUCCUGACACAGAAUAUGGGUCAAAGAUUGACCCACUUGAGUUUGGCUGACAACAGGCUUUCAGGAAUAGGACAAAUAGUCGAUUCGUUAGCUACGUACUGUCCAAACCUGCAAUCUCUGGAUCUGACCAACGUGAGAAUGGUCGGCAAUACGGGACAACUUCAUAUCGAACGGUUGCAAGAAGGCUGUUUUAAUUUGCGUGUACUACGUAUGGCUACCAGUCAGCUUUGUUUAAGUACCACUACGACCCUCAAAGAACAAGGAAUGUCUCCCGGAUUCCCACUGUUAGAAGAGCUCAGCGUUGCCACAAUUUCAAACGACAUCAGUGCGACGGGACAACCUUUCGUUGACGACCACGCCCUCGAAAGGAUAUUGAAGACGUCCCAUAAACUGUGCCUUCUCGACGUCCGAGGGUGUUCUAAAGUAACGGAGUACCUAGUCAGAGUACCGGCUUGGGAUUUGACUCACCUAUACUUAUCAGGAUGUUGUGUGACUCGAGUAAACGAUUCUGGUCUCGAUUUGAUAUGCAAAAAGUGGAGUCACAGUCUUAUGGAGAUCGACCUGUCUUGGUCCACCAAUACCAACACGCUAGACGCAGCUGUUAUGGCUUUAGCCGAACAAGGAAAAGAUUCGUUGCUAAGAAAAAUGGAUCUGACCGGUUCCUCGGUGAGUCUAGAUCCUGUAAAAGCUGUUCUCAACAGCUGUCCUCUUCUGAACUCGUUAAACUUGUCGUCUUGCCGGGGUCUACCUAGGGGCAUCAAACGGCUGUACAAAGGCCACGCGUUGGCCGAGUUGCGGGCUCAGCUUAACGAUAAGCCCGGUUCUUCCCAAGAAUCUGAAGGUGGCUAAGUUUUAUGUUGUUAAGGUAUCUUCCAUUUCUUUUUCAUUUUUUACUUGUUUUUAUUAUUUCUUUAAAUUUUAAAGAAAAAUUUAUUACUUUUUUAAUUAAAUGUUAUAGUUAAGUGGUCGCGAAGAUGUUGUCUAUGUGAUAGUUAUUAAAUAUAAAAUUAUUAUUUUUAAUUAUUUUGCCCGAUAACUAAAUAUUGAGCAAUAGUACAAAUAUUUUUUUAUUAUUAUCAUUUUUUUUUUUUUUUUUAUUUAUUGCAAGACAUUAAAUUAAACCAUUAUUCAGAUAACUGCGCUGUAAAAACUGUAGCGUAAUACUAAAAUUACUUACAAAUUUUUAUUAAUAUAUAUAUUUUUUUUUAUAAAUAAAAUAAUUCAGUUGACAUAUGGCUUGGAAAGGAGUUAUAUCAGUCUUAACAAAACAGUUAAAUUUCAUCUUUCAUUUCAGGCAUAAUUUUUUUGUUUAUUUUAGAAAUUAAGUUUGUAGACAAUCGACUUUAUUUAUUUUUAUUUCACACGUUAAAUUUUGUUUCUAAUACAUUCAAUGAUAAUUUUUUUUAUGUACAUACAUUGGGGAGGGUUUUAUUGGCCAGGAAGUUGGAUAUUUGAAAUAACACAUUCAUUUAAAAUUCCAGUGACUCAAAACCAUUGUUGAAUUGAUUCGAACGAUCAACAACAAUGUUUUGCCUCCUAAGUAUGUAUGAUAUUAUAAUUGUUCAGAAAAACUGUCAAUCUCAAUUAAAGUCGAAGUUCGCCUAAAAAAAAAAAAAGAAUAA
Messenger RNA from Adelges cooleyi (spruce gall adelgid), 3859 nucleotides. It is a transcript of the gene Fbl6, whose product is annotated as F-box/LRR-repeat protein 6. NCBI's taxonomy places the organism in Eukaryota, Metazoa, Arthropoda, Insecta, Hemiptera, Adelgidae. The transcript is spliced from 9 exons. Gene Ontology annotation, cellular component: SCF ubiquitin ligase complex. Gene Ontology annotation, molecular function: protein binding. The record is from RefSeq and is a predicted model, not a curated record. The coding region runs from base 633 to 3086 and encodes 817 amino acids.